UAGAACUGAUGAAGCUUUUCUGUGUUGUUUCCUUUCAUUCUAUUCUCCAUGCAACAGUUUUUCUUUUACCUCAGGGAUUUUGUCCUGCUGCCUACCUCAUGUUUUCUGCCAGGACAACCAGUUCAGUGACAGGAGCACGACGUGCAAACCUUCUGUGAAUCCCUUUACUGCCCCCUAAGCUCUCACUCCAUCCACAAUAACCAACAAGGACUUUGGACCUUGUACACCCUGCCAACAUUGGCUUCUUCACCGCCUACGUUGCACUGACCUACACCUGUACCUUGGACCUAUGGCUAGUUGCUAAUAGGAAGAAUGUGUUGUAUAAAAAGAAUCAGAGCUGCAUAAGCUAACCUCAUCUUUUUUGAUAAUAACCUUGCAGACAACAAUAUACCUCAGCAGACAUAACUCCCAGACAAUAAGUCUGGGACAAAUAAAAGGAAUGUUUUAAGCAACAGCAGUCAGCAGCCUGGAGCUACCAUCUACUGAGCAGAAAACUGAAUUCACCUUCUGUCUGCCUUAGACACAGCAGUUCAGCAACAAUAGCCAGGAAAGCCUCCGGAGUGACAGGGAGAGAGACUCCACACUGUCUGACAGCCGUCUUGAAUGUAAUUCAGGCAUAAAUCAGCCAUUACGGAAGAGGCCUGCAGAGAUCACAGAAGAUCAACAGAACCUCCAGUGUAUUGAGCUUCUGUUCACCUUGUGAAGCCUCCAGAGAUGUAAAAUUACCCACAGUGCAGUAGAAGUUCUUCUCAUCAGUUUUCCAUGAAUAUCUUUGUGGUUGAUGUAAUGUGUAAGAGCUACAAACAUUCCAGAGUAAGAAAAAUUGACACAGAAAAGCCACACAACAAUGAGGAGAAAAGAGGAAAAAGCCUAAAGUCUACACAGUGAUUCAUCGAUAGCAGUCAACUGAACGGGCUGCUGGCGAAUGCUAGGCAGGCUGGCAAAGUCGGGGCCCUCACUGUCCUGUGAUUGGCUGCUGGAUAGGACUGAGGCUGAAUGGAGUCAGUAUCCUACAAGCAGGACAGCAACUUAUCAGAGGGAGAUGAGAAGGGUUGGCCAGAUGUGCCGAAGAGAAAGAGGAAGAACAGUCACUGUCCGGUGAAGAGUAUGUCUGCUCUUAGCGCCUCUGUUCCAGGCUACAUCCCCAGCUACCUGGAGAAGGACGAGCCAUGUGUGGUGUGUGGCGACAAGGCGACUGGCUACCACUACCGCUGCAUCACGUGCGAGGGUUGCAAGGGUUUUUUCCGCCGGACCAUCCAAAAGAAUCUUCAUCCAUCUUAUUCCUGUAAAUAUGAGGGCUGCUGCAUUAUUGACAAGAUCACCCGUAACCAGUGCCAGCUGUGCCGCUUUAAGAAGUGUGUCUCUGCGGGCAUGGCCACGGACUUGGUGUUGGAUGACACAAAGCGUGUGGCCAAGCGCCGUCUGAUUGAGGAAAAUCGAGAGAGAAGGAAGAAAGAGGAGUUGAUGAAGACGCUUCAGAUGAGGCCAGAGCCCGAUAGUGCAGAGUGGGAGCUGAUCAGACUGGCAACCGAGGCCCACCGGCACACCAACGCCCAGGGCUCCAGCUGGAAACAGAAGCGCAAGUUUCUGCCAGAUGACAUCGGCCAGGGUCCACAGGUUCCCACUUCUGACCGAGAUAAGAUAGACCUGGAGGCCUUCAGUGAGUUCACCAAGAUCAUGACCCCUGCCAUCACACGAGUCGUUGACUUUGCCAAGAAACUGCCCAUGUUCUCAGAGCUGCCUUGUGAAGACCAGAUCAUCUUGCUGAAGGGAUGCUGCAUGGAGAUCAUGUCACUGCGAGCUGCUGUGCGCUAUGAUCCAGACAGUGAGACGCUUACACUAAAUGGGGAGAUGGCUGUGAAACGAGAGCAGCUGAAGAACGGCGGGUUGGGAGUGGUGUCGGAUGCCAUCUUUGAUUUGGGCAAAAGUCUCUCUCAGUUCAAUUUGGAUGACUCAGAGGUGGCACUGAUGCAGGCUGUGCUGCUCAUGAGCUCAGACCGUUCGGGGUUGACCAGUGUGGAGAAAAUUGAGCAGUGCCAAGAGGCCUACCUGCUGGCGUUUGAACACUACAUCAACUAUCGCAAGCACAACAUUCCCCACUUCUGGCCAAAGCUGCUCAUGAAGGUGACCGACCUGCGUAUGAUUGGGGCGUGCCAUGCUAGCCGCUUCCUGCACAUGAAGGUGGAGUGUCCCAAUGAACUGUUUCCCCCACUCUUCCUGGAGGUCUUCGAAGACCAGGCAGUGUAAUGGAAACACAAUCAAACCCAAACGCAGAGGUGACCAGUAAAAGA
Thalassophryne amazonica is the source of this 2291-nucleotide messenger RNA. Its product is annotated as thyroid hormone receptor alpha. Gene Ontology annotation, molecular function: zinc ion binding; nuclear receptor activity; RNA polymerase II cis-regulatory region sequence-specific DNA binding. The record is from RefSeq and is a predicted model, not a curated record. The transcript is spliced from 9 exons. Lineage: Eukaryota; Metazoa; Chordata; Actinopteri; Batrachoidiformes; Batrachoididae. Gene Ontology annotation, biological process: negative regulation of transcription by RNA polymerase II; positive regulation of transcription by RNA polymerase II; retinoic acid receptor signaling pathway. The coding region runs from base 997 to 2247 and encodes 416 amino acids.